ACUCGGAAUAUGAAGUUAGCUGACUAUAAAUGUUGAAAGGUUCUGAGAAUCUCGCACAUUUUAUAUAAAAGUUCGAUAAUGUUUCAGAAAAAUCUUCCUCGAACAUUUUAUUUUCACCUUCUUAUAUCCCCAUAAUGAUUGAUAUUUUGUCAAAUGAUGGAAUUAAAAUCGAAUUUACAAAUUAAACUAAGCGAAUGAAAUGUCACAAUAGUUAAGUGAUAAAAAGAACAAGGAAAUGCUGUGUGUAAUGUAAUUCUGUGUUUGUGGAUAAUCAAUGCCUUGUUUUAGGGUGUGUUUUCAAAUAAUACAGAAACUUAUUUGUGCUUUUCGAAAAAUAAUUUUUUAAGAAAUCAAAUUCCGCAUGUAUCCUCCACUUUCCUGAACACAAUUUGAAAAAAUGCAGAAGAUUUUAUUUUCCAAGGAAAUGUUUGAUUAAAAAAAGAAGAAACGAAAUGAAAAGAAAAUGUUCAUCUCAUUUUCUGAACUUAUAAAGCUGGCGAAAAAGAAGGACUAUUGAAAUCUACCAUUUAAUUUUGAAAACAAAAACAAAAAAAUCAAUAUUAUUUGUUUCACUAACAACAGAGAAAAUACUCAUUAUAAAUGCAUCAGUCAUGAUCAAUAGCAAUUUGGAAUUAAGAGUGUAGUUAAAAGACCCUCCUUUCAAUCAGGUUCCACGAUCGUCGAGUGACUUUUCUUGGUAACCAUUUUCCAUCUUCUGGCCUUUGAUAGAACACUUUAAAAGACGUUUUUUGUAUUCUAAAUAAUGUAUUGGAAGCACUAACUUCUUAUGAUAAUAAGAAAUAAUUGAAAAAAAACUGAAAUAUUGAUUUCAUAAUUUCUGGAUUGUAGGGUAAAAAAAUAUUUUCCUUACAUUGUGACCUUAAAAAAGGAGACCUAACCUAUACACUCAACCACAGAGUUCUUACAAGCUCUCUACAUAUACAGAAUAUACAGGUAUUAUCACUAUAAAACAGGAGCAUAAGAAAAUGGAAUUCUACAUCGAAAUACUCCUUAACAUUAAGAAUGCUGUAAUUGAUGAUGAUGUGGACUCUUAUCAACGCGCUUUGAUGAAUUACAUAGAGAAAUCUAUGAAUUGUGAAGCAACCAAACAAUAUCAGCAAAAUGCUUAUGUAAAGUUAGGUAGUAUCAAUUUAAUAUGCCUCGCUUGUAAAUCGUCUGCAGUAAAAGUGCUUGAAUAUUUACUUAUGAAUGAAAACCAUGUAUGCAUUUUACCCUAUUUGACUAAAAAAUGUGAUGUUCUGCCUGAAGAAGAGGACGAGGAAUGCCACAAUGCCAUUUACUACGCCAUACGCUCAAAUAAGAAAGAGAUUCUUGAAAUCCUUCUUAGCAAAUGGUUGAAUGACUAUUUUCAAAAAAAUUCCGAUGGAUUAGAUGAUCUACUCUCCCAAGCAUUCAACGAUUUGACGGUCAGAAAUGUUUGUAUAGAUGAAGAAAUGAGGAUUUACGUAAAAAGCAAAUUAGCGGACUUCAGAUUUUUCGAUGAAGUUUCUUCUCAGAAGAAAAAUAAAGGAAAUGUUAUUGAUAUCCAAAACCUUAAAGAUCUUGCGAUAAUUCGAAUAGAUUCUGUCGUCGAAAAUAUCAUCAAUCUUGGAAAACAGUUUAGGAACAUGGAACCGAACGAACAAUUUAUACUUUCUUCGAAAUACAUUGCUAAAAAUAUCCAUAUGUUGAAAUCCUGUCUGAAAUGUGCAAGUAAAUUGCCAUGGGAAGAAAUCGAAUUUUGUUUAACUAUUUUCAUCCGUUCUUGUCAAAAUUGUUUCCAACAGUAUCCAUUGUACCAUUUCAUUAUCAAUAAAGAAAGAUUGCUAAUGCAUCUGGUAAACUUUUCAGAUAUAUUAAUAAAAUUGAAAGACAAAAUCAAACUGGUUGAUAAGUGUAGAUUUGGAAUGUUAGUGAUCGAUGAAAUAGAAAAUAUUGAAAAUAUUGUAGAUUUUAAGGAACUGCACGAUGACUUCAGGCUAGUUAGGGACCUGUACUCUCUUGAGAAAAUAAAAAGUUGUAUAGAUUUGGCCAUGUCUGCUAACAUCACCGAAAAAUGUGACCAAUUAGUCAUUGUUAGGGCUCUGCAAGUCAUCGGAGAAUGCAUGAAAAGUACAACAGAUUCCCCCAAUUUAUCUACGGAAACAUACGAAUUAUUGCUAUCCUUUCUACCUGAUAAUAUAAAGGAAGUGAUCACAAAACUGAGAGAUGAUUUAUCUCAUGAAGAAUGUCUUUUCGUAAGAUAUGGGAUUGAAAUGAGCGAACAAAAUGUUUUCCAAAGAAUUCAAUCUGACAUCACUGAAAUGAAUCUAGCAGUUUCUGAUAUUCUUCUUAGAAAGAAGACCAUGAUCGUUAGAAAAAUAUUUAGUAAACUGAGAGAUAGUAAAGACGUUGACGCUAUGAAAUUAUUUCUCACGCAACAUCACAUUUCCGCGAUUUCGUUGCAGAAAGAACUAAUAGAAGCGCAAAAUUUAAACCUAAGCGGCAUCGAGCAGUUAGAAAACUUGGUCUUGGAAUUAAAGAAUGAGAUAAAAAAUCAAAUCAAUAACUCAAUAAAGCUUUUUCGCCGAAUUCAAGAUAUAGUUCAAAUGGCUUGUGCGGAAAAGGCAUCCGAUGCAAACGGUUCAUUUGAGGGUUUUAAAUCUUAUAUGCCCUCUGACCGUGAAGAAUUACUGAAAAUUUAUUCAGAUUUCGGAUCUAUCGCUUCAAAUUCUCUACAAACUGAAAUUGGACCGACAGAUAAAGGCUUAAGAGUAAUAACAAAAUUUAACAUGCCUGAAAACGUAGAAAAAUAUCGAGAAAUUUUCAUUAAAAUUUUAGACAAAUAUAGAUUAAAAACAUUGUUGUAUUUUCUUCAUAAAAUGAAUUGUUUUUUAGAUUUUUCAGACCUUUCACACUGUAUUCCGGAACUGGAAAGAAAUAUAGAAGCAAUUUCUAUAGAAAAGGAUGAAAUAAAAAAUUUUAAAAGAAUGAUUACAAAUUUGAGAACUGACUGUGAUAAAAAAGCAAAUCGUGUUGAAGAAAUGUUUCUGGAAGUUCAGUCUUUAAUCCAGAGCGAAAAAACUAAUUUCAAACAUACUCAGAAUACAUACCUUGAUUCUCUUAAAAGAUUAAUAUCAAUAAUUCAGUUUGAUAAUGAAGAGUAUUCUCAAGUAUUAGAAACACGUAUGCUUGAUUUUCAAGAAAGAUUUCAAUCUCUGGCAUUACCUCAGCUUUCAAAGAAAUUCUCAGAUAUGUUCCAAAAGAUUACUUCGGAGUUGGUGAGAGAAAAUUUUGCAAGAGGAAUUCCUUUCUUGACCGCUCUAUCGAAAAUACAUAUUUUUUUAGAAUUCCGCCUUGGUAAAACUAAAUGGAUUAAAGAAUUCAAACAAAUCCUUCAAAACCAGGAAGAAAAUAAACUUCAAAAAUCCCUUCAAAAAAUACCUAAAAGUAAAAAAUUAAAACCUUUGUUGUCCGAUAAACUCUCUUUACUUGAACAGAUUGUUAAAGAAUAUCAUGAAAAUAAACAGUUCUUUCAAAAAUCACAGUGUUCACAAAAGAAAUUGAAAUUGCUAUCUAUUAUUGAGAUGUUAACAUUAGAUUCCUUUAGUAUUUUAGGAUGCAAAUCCUUACCAAAUCGCUUAACUCAUAACGCAUUCUUUUUAGAUAAAUAUUAUCCAGUAAUAAAUGGUAAGAAUUUGCGCAAUCAUUUAGCGCAUGGGAAUGCUUUAGUCAGCAUUGUGUUAGAAGAUGAAUGCGCAGAUAUCCUUUUAAACGCAGAAAAAAUGAGAACUUAUGAUUUACUGAAGUCGAAACAAGAGAUAGGUAAAAAGGUGAAAAAUGAUCCACAAAUGAUAAAGACUUGUCUUGAUACAGACCUCUCCACAGUCAGCCAGCAACUAAAGCUUUUUGCUGCAUUAUCCGAAGGUAAAAAGGAAAAAGUGAAAGACUACAUUAGUAAGGGAGCUGAUGUCUUUGGAAGAGAUAUGCGCUCGCAAACAUCUUUGCAUUUUGCUGCCAAAGGACCUUGUUUAGAAACUGUAAAGUUUUUGUUAAAAUUUAAUCUGGAUGUUUACGCUGUUGAUUUUAAUCUUCAAACGGCUUUACAUGUUGCAUCAUCGAAUGGAAGGCUUGCUACAGUAAAAUAUUUGGUUCAAGAAUUAAAUUCAUUAAUUAAUUAUAGAGAUAUAUGCGGAAGAACACCUUUGCACCUCGCAUCUAUUAAUGGACAUACUGAUGUUGUAAAAUAUCUUUUAAAAGAUGGUGCUGAAAUGUCAUAUAAAGACCUCUUCGGGAAUGCUGCGCUUCAUUAUGCUAUCAUCCGCAACCAUUUAACUAUUGCCAGCAUACUUUUGGAAAAGAUUGUUGAUGCUAACAAAACUUUUUUCGGAGAUACGGCACUACAUUUAGCAUCAGGAAAAGGGCAUAUGAAUUUAGUUAUCACUUUGCUGGACAAAAUAUCUGUCAAUUUUAGAUCGGACUUGAAGUUUACUCCUUUGCAUUACGCAGCGAGAGGAGGCCAUGCUGAUGUUGUGCAACUCUUAAUAUCAAAAGGUGCUGAAGUUGAUGCAAAAACUUUGAAAGGAGCGACGCCCCUCCAUUUAGCAGCAGAAAAAGGUCAUAAUACAGUAGUUGAGAUAUUAUUACAGUAUGGAGCCGACAUAAAUGCAACCGACUUUAAUGGCUUUACCGCUCUGUGUUUUGCUGUGAAAGGUGGAUUUUUAGCCACAUCGAAAUUUUUACUGGAAAGGGAAAUGGUUGUUGAUAGUGUUAAAAAUUAUAUAUGGGAUCCAUUAGAUUUCGUUGUCGAAAUAAGAAGAUAUUUUUUAAGGAUAUCCAAACCUUUACUGGGAAAGGAUAAAAUCGCUGAUGGAAUUAAAAAUUCUUCGUAUAAGCCCUUAAUUUUGGCUGCCCAAUUCGGUCACUAUGAACUUGUUGAAAUACUGUUACAUCGAUGUAAUACAAGUUCUAAGCUUUCGGCUCUGCAUUGGGCAGCUUUGAAGGGUCACCUGCGCAUCGUGGAGUUGCUGAUAAACAAUGAAAUAAAUGCAGAAUGUGAUGAUAGUGGAUGCACUGCAUUGCAUUUGGCUGCGUAUGAAGGACACACAGAGAUUGUUAACUUCCUCAUUUCGAAGGGGUAUAUUAAACGAAUCAAUUCGAAAAUCGGGAGGAAUGAACUUGAGAAGAAUUCGAAUUGUGAAGUCCAAGAUAAUACUGUAUUAUUUAUCAACGGUACCAACGAUUUUGAUGAUGUGUUAGAAUUUUCCGGUACAACAGCUUUGCAGCUUAGUGCUUUUAGAAAACACAAAGACAUUGUGCGAUGUCUUUUGAAAAAUCAAGCUGAUAUCUACAUCAAAGACGACAUUGGUACAACACCAUUGCAGGCAAUUAUUGUAAAUGGCAUGGCGGAUAUUCUUAUUGACGAAAGCAUAUCUAUUAAUUUCACAGAUUGUGGUGAUUCAAGUCCUUUAAUGUUGGGAACAUCACAAGGUGAUCUCAUGUUCGUUGAAUAUUGCAUUGGAAAGGGUAUUCAUAAAGGGUGUGUGGAGGAUGCUAAAAAUAAGGCUCUAGCUGUAGCAGUUUAUUUUGGUCAUGAGGAUGUUAUGAAUUGUUUAAUUAAAUAUGGGGCAUGUGUAAAUGCAUCAAGUCCUGACGGCUUUACCCCUCUAGACUUAGCAGUAGAAGCAAAAAGAUGGAACAUAGUGAGAGUUUUAAUAGACGAUAAAAAAGCGGAAAUGAGUGUGCAAAAAGAAAGAAAAUAUUUGCUUUCAGCCAUCAAAAGCGGACAUGAAGAUAUUGUGGAAUAUUUUUUAGCUAGACACCCUGAAAACGGUGCUUCGAGUCUUGAGUGCCGUGAAUUUCCUCUCCAUACAGCAGUACAGUAUGGCCACCUGAAUAUCGUGAAGAAAUUAUUAGAAUUAGAGAAAAGGACCGACAUUAAUGACACAAAUGAAAACUUUGCAACUCCACUCCAGCUUGCAUCAGGACAAGGCUAUAGUGAAAUAACUCGACUUUUGAUAUUAAAUGGUGCUGAUCCGAAUGUACCAGACCACAACCCACCACUUCAUCUAGCUGUUGCAAAUAGCGAUUAUGAAAUGAUUGAAGUGCUAAUCGAAGCUGGAGCGAAUGCCACGUUGGGAGACGAAGAUGGCAUUUCUGCCAUUGGAUUAGCAAUUAAGUGUAAGAGUCUGGAUGUAAUGGAAACACUUUUGGAGCUUUCAGAAAUCGAUAUUAAUUUUAAAGGGGACAAUGAUCGUACUUUUUUGCAUGAUGCAGCUGUAUCGGGAUCUUUACAAAUAAUCAAAAGUUUAAUUGAAAAAGGAGCCGCUACUGAUGCCAGAGAUUCCACAGGUGUCAAACCUAUACAUAUGGCGGCAAAGGAAGGGUAUCAGGAUAUUGUGGAGUAUUUUCUAGGCGAAGGAAUCGAUGUUGGCGAUAUAGGAGAGAAUGGCUGGUGUUUACUGCACUAUGCAGCGGCUGGGAAUCAGACAGAAAUUUGCGAAUUUCUCCUCAGAAAUGGUUUGAAUGUUAAUACUGUUGAUGCGCAUGGCUGCUCUCCUCUCCAUAUAGCAGCGCAACUGGGUAAAACAGAAGUUUUUCAUAUUUUGCUUCGUUAUGGGGCUUAUUACGACUUUCUUAAUGAAAGAAACGAAACUCCACUGAAUGUUGCAAUGGCUUCGAGUUCAACCAAUAAUUUUCCUAUUAUAGCUUCUUUGAUAUUUAUUACAAGUUUAUUUUCAGCAGUUGAGAAGAAGGAUCUUCGGAAGGUUCGAGCUUCACUGAAUGAACUGUUGAGGCUUUCAAAAAUGAAUUAUAUUGAUAUAAAAAAUGCCGAAAACAUUUCCCUUCUCAACUAUGCGGAACAGAAAGGCUGUGCAGAAAUCGUGGACUUUCUCUUGAAAUGCAGCGUGGACGGAAAUGAUAGACCAUCAAAUCUCAGUAUAAUUAAGAGUAUACUGAAGGUAUUAAUUAUGAGUACUAUCGUAUUAAUUAUGAUUUUUUUCUUUCGUAUUAUUUUAAUAUAUCAAAAUGCCUAGUAGUCUUUACUUUUUAAAAUGAAAUAUAAAAUUAAAAAUGGACUUAAACAUUUUCCUUAAUUGCAAAAAUUAAUUUAUAAGUAUAAAGUCAUAAGUAUCCAGUGACGCAACUUCUCUAAAAUCUUGGAUUAAAAUAGAUUUUUUUUUGAGAUAUUCUUUUAUUAUUUAACUGUAACUAAACGCUGAUGUCAUAAAAUUAAAAAAUACAUAUUUGUUUGUUUUAUUUUAUGUGAUAAUGGUAUUGGUCACUCUUUAAACAAUAAAUUGAGUGCGCCAGAGGUGCAUUCAAUUGACUUGUGUAAAAGCUUUUAAUUGAUUGAUUAAAAGAUCAAUCAAUUAAAAUUGAUCUGAUCAAUUAAAUUGUUUAAAUUGAUCUGAUUUUUUAUCUUUUUUUUUAAUUUUUGAUCUGAUCAAUUAAAUUGAUCUGAUUUUUUAAAAUCAUUUUGUCCACUUUCACAUAUGUUUGCAUAAUUACACAAAAUCAUUUGGCAUGAAUAUGCUUAUGCUGAUGCCAGUUUUUUUUCCCUUAUUUUUUCAGAAUUCUUUUGAUUUAUGAUUUAUGACAAGAUUUAUGCAUUUAAUUUGCCAGUUCGACAAAAUUAUCUUUAGUAAUUUUUUUUUCUUGGAUUUGCAAGCAUAUGUGUCAAAUGAUCGCAUGUCCCAUAAGAUUUUGUUGAUCACUUUAAUAAACGCAAGGGUAUUUGACUUUUAUGUCUAAAAAAUUAAAAUCAGCGAUAUCAAAUCAGUAUGGUCUUCUGAUUUGACAUUGACCUUAAAACUUUACAACAAUAAUAGCUAAAGCAAUCCACUCUUUUGUUUGAUGUUCUGUCUCGAAUUUACGAUAGAGUAAAUCAGCAUCCAAUUAAUGCUUAAGAAAGAUAUGUAUGAUGCUAAGAUUCUAGUCAUUGUUUGUUGUUUUUAUAUUUUGUGAUUGUGAUACGAUUUAAUUUUGAAUUAUUUUAUAUAUUCGUUGUAUAUACUCAUAAUUAUGUUUAAAUUUCAAGGAACUACUAAGGAAAAAUUGAAAAUUGAAACUCUCUUUUUGAAAUGCUGGUUACUACAUGUAUUUUAUAUAAUUCAUUUAUUGCUAUGUAUUGUGUGAUUGAUAAUUCUCUUUUAUAUGAAAUAUUGAUUACGUAUUUGUCUUUUUAACAUGAUUAUGUUUAUAGACUAGCAUUCUAUAUCUAAAUUGCUGAAUUAUAAUGAAAAAAAAAAACAUUCAAAAUUCUUUUUAGAGCAAAUCUUUUUAAAUAAAGCUGCUACAUAUAGCACAUAGUUACUUCUUGGAUAAGAUGUUCGCCAUGAGAGAAGAAUUAAAUAAUUUAAUUAAAUAAAAAAUAAUUAAUUUUUAAUAAAUUUAAUUUAAAACAAUUUUAAUUUAAUGUAAUUGGAAUUUUUAAAAAAUAAAUUUUUUAUAAAUGUAAGCUACAUUUUUUUAAAAAAAGUAAUUCAUUAAAUUUAUAUUUAUGUGAAAUGAAUAUCAAAGUAUCCUAAAAAUCCUUAAGGGGUUUUCUUUAGUUGCUUUGGUGAGAAUGUCUUUAAUAAUGUUUAUAAUAGAUAUAUAAGAUAAACUGGUAGAGAUAUAUAGAGAUAAACUGGUUUAUCUUCAUAUUUAGUGAAGUGUAGAUUAUAGAUAACUCUUGUUUAAAAUUGUCAAAUCACUAGUAAAAAUUUCUGUGCAAAUUCUGUGAUUUGUAUGUUUGUGUUUUUCUUUUAAGAAAAUGGUUCUUAUAAAAAGGGGGAAUGUACACCUGUGGGCGAUUUGUUUAUUUUCAUGUACAUAAUAAAUACAAAAAAAAAAAAAAAAUCUGUAGUUGGUGAAAAGUUCGAACUGAAGAUUUUGUCGAAUCGCCCCAAUUCAGAUAGAUAUCCCUGAAACUGAAAAAUGCUAUUCUUAGAAUUAUGUCUGUCCGUCUGUCAAUGGAUACGAUCACUCAAAGACGCUUUGAGGGACGAAUGAAAUCCGAAAUAGUAUCUUUUCACCAAAUUUUAGAUUUCUGUCAAAUUUAAUAAAAUUUUGCUGUACUUAUGAUUGAGAUUUAAUUUAAAAAUGAAGCAAAGUUUGAAAGUAUUCCUAUUUUUAAACACUGUUUGUUUUUGUUAUGAUAUAAUAAGAUAAAAACAAAAAAUUAGGGAGAUGUGUAGAAUAGAAAUGUGUAGAAUUAGGGCAAUGAAUAGAAAUGUAUAAGGCUUGUAAAGUAGUGUACGUUGUAUGUCUAUCAAAAUUUGAGAUUUAAGAAAUUUUGUUGAAUAUGCGAUUAAGACCAAGUUACAUGAAAUAUUUAAUUGAAAUUAUUAUUCCAGUGAAUUAAAUGAUCGCCAAAGACAGUUAGACAAAAAUACAAAUUAUAAAACUGAUGUCAGAUUAAAGACAUCGAAUAAUGCAAAGGGACAGAAACAAUUUUUAAAGCUAUUGCUCAUUAAUUAUUUCUUCUGUUUCUUAAACUAAUAGAAAUGAUAUAUUAUUUAAAAUCAAAUAAUACUAAAUGAUGAAGUAAAGAACUUUGUCUUUGAAGUACACAUUUUUGUGAUAAAUAUUUAUUUGUGUACUUUAUAACUAAAAUUAAAAAAAAAAAAUUACAAAUAAAAGAGAAUUUGUAAGAUAUUUUAUCAAGCUAUGUUAAAAAAAAUACUUGCUAAAUUAUUUAUGCUAAUUGUCUUUAGAGAUUAGCUUGUUCGUUGAAGAUAUUGAUAAUGUUUAAUUUAAGUUAAAUCGUUUAGAUAUAGUGUCUUCAUGUUCAUGAAGUUAUACUAGAUAUAUUAAAACAAUGUUAUUUUAAUUGUCUUUCAUUGUUAUGCAUUCAACUAAUGCUUAAGAAAGAUUGCUAAGAUGCUAGUCAUUACUUGUUGUUUUUAUAUGUUGUGAUUGUGAUACGAUUUAAUUUUGAAUUAUUUUACAUAUUCAUUGUAUAAACUCAUAAUUAUGUUUAAAUUUCAAGGAACUACUAAGAAAAAACUGAAAAUUGGAACUCUGUUUUUGAAAUGCUGGUCACUACAUGUAUUUUAUAUAAUCCAUUUAUUGCUAUGCAUUGUGUGAUUGAUCAUUCUCUUUUAUAUGAAAUAUUGAUUACGCAUUUGUUUUUUUAGCAUGAUUAUGUUUAUAGACGAGCAUACAAUCUCUAAAUUGCUGAAUUAUAAUGAAAAAAACCCCAUCCAAAAUGCGUUUUAGAGCGGAUCUUUUUAAAUAAAGCUGCUACAUUUAGCACAUAAUUACUUCUUGGAUAAGAUGUUCGCUAUGAAAGGUGAAUUGAAUUCU
Messenger RNA from Argiope bruennichi, 10272 nucleotides. RefSeq lists its product as uncharacterized. Lineage: Eukaryota; Metazoa; Arthropoda; Arachnida; Araneae; Araneidae. Gene Ontology annotation, molecular function: protein binding. The record is from RefSeq and is a predicted model, not a curated record. The transcript has 3 exons. The coding region runs from base 987 to 7016 and encodes 2009 amino acids.